This is a messenger RNA of Ostreobium quekettii, 403 nucleotides long. The record is from the annotation of a GenBank genome assembly. Lineage: Eukaryota; Viridiplantae; Chlorophyta; Ulvophyceae; Bryopsidales; Ostreobiaceae.
GCCUCUGGACGCCAUGAGGCAGUACCAGCUGGCCAUGAGGGGCCGCGAGUGGCGGAGCAGCGCCGUGUUCGAAAUGGUAGAGAUUGUUGUGAAUCCGGACAAUGACGUCAUGUGGAUGGAGAGGAGCGAAGACGGCCAGGAGGGCUCGGAAUAUUCGCAGAGGGCUCACGCGCUGCUGGACCAGGUGUCUCCUACGGACAGCGAAAAAUGCAAGCACACCGUCCUUCGCGCAUACGCAACAAUGAUUACGAAAGUCAGGCAGGAUGUCGAGGAGGCGCUCUCUCGGCUCGCCGAUCUUGCCGCCAGCUUUCCGAACAGCGUGUCCGUCCUGUUGGCAAUGGCCUGCGGUUUCGCUAUUCUAAAGCAGACGCCCAAGUGCCGUAACCAGCUCAAGCGAAUACAG